CUGCCCCUGACCUCUUGCCAUGGACCCCAACCCUCUCAUCUACUGCACCUGCUGGGACCCCUGGAGCUCAGGGCCACGGAAGCUAAUCAAGACCCCUCAGCCACUAAGCAAGAGCUCCACAGGGAAGCCCAAGCUAACUCCUCUUCCUCCAGCUUCAAAAAAACAAAAUUAUGUCCAACCAACAACAAAACCUGUUGUCGCCCCAAAAGUGAAAACCCACUUCGGAAAACAAGAGGAGAGCAAUAAAUCACCUUGCGAAGUGAUAAACGUGUCCCCUGGCUACCGCCUCACUCGGAAUAGGGAGCAGAUUUCUGUCACCCUGGGAGAUGAGAUGUUUGAUAGGAAAAAGCAGUUGGAAUCAGAGAUCAUGGACAAAGUCAAAAUUUCCAGGACUGAUAUCAUUGUUGACCUAGAGGAGCAGAUCUCAGAGCUGACAGUGAUAAUAGAGCAAAUGAACAGAGACCACCAGUCUACCCAAAAGUUGCUCUCCCAUGAAAUGGAUCUCCGCUGUGCCAAGAUGCAGCAGAGCUUUGAGAACAAGACCAGGAAGCUCAAAGAGGCCCACGCAGCAGAGCUCACUGAGUUGGAGAACAACUACAAAGCAGCCUUGAGGGCGGAGAAGUUGGCUGCCCAGGAGAAACUAGAGGAGAUGCAAAAGGAGUAUAAGUAUUUGAAGAAUAUGUUUUAUAUGUAUCAGGACAGCAUUUAUGAUGAGUUGGAAGAUAAGUGGUCAAAGAAGAAGGCAGAAUGGGAGAAGGAUGAGAAGUUGGAGCGGGAAAAGAUCCUGCUAAAGCAAAAACAUAACAUAACAAAGAAGUUUGAGUUAGAGUCGGAAGAAGAAAAGAAGAAAAUCCAGGACUCCCACAGUGCCGUCUUUGAGAACUUCAACCGAGAGAAGGAGGAGCUCUUGAAACAACAUGAAAGGGACACCUUGCAAUUAGAGGAGCUGAGAAAGACCAAAGAGGUCAUAGAGGAAGAGUUGCACACACAAGCUCUUAUCCUAGAAUCACUUAACGCAACCCUCUACCAAACCCAGAUGGAACUCCAGAAAGAGAAAGCUGUGGUGGGAAAUCUAGAGAAAAAACUCCAGGCCAAGCUUGCUGAAGCUGAAGAGAAGUUUAAAUAUACCAUACAACUCCUGACCGAAGAAAACAUUCAUCUAAGGCAAAAGAUAAUUGCCAAGAAUGAAGAAAUUUAUCAACGAUAUGGGAGAUCACCUUCCCUUACUGUUUAUGAGGAAGAUUCUGACACUGUAGAAGAUGGUAGCAAAAAAAGACAAGAAUCAUGAGCAGAGAAGUUGUUCUCUGUCGCCAAGGAUGGUAGGAACCCCUUCUCUGUGGGCCUAGAGAACUGCUGUGAGGUUUCUUUGAGAAAUGCAUAUGGUGAGUUUAGUUCUUGGGUUGCUUUGAUUGUAUUUGUCUUUUCACAAUCUGCUUCCCUCUGAGUGGUCUGGAAUGUACGAAUGCUUAUCUCAAUUACAUAGAUUUUCAUGACUCUUCGUUGAAGAGUGAUGUUCUUAAUAGCUGGAGCUGAGCUUUCUCUGGGCUUUGUACUAUUUUCUCUUUCCCUUUUACA
Molecule: messenger RNA, 1575 nt
Organism: Equus quagga
Lineage: Eukaryota; Metazoa; Chordata; Mammalia; Perissodactyla; Equidae
Gene: FLACC1
Product: flagellum associated containing coiled-coil domains 1
Exons: 14
Coding region: 20-1288 (422 amino acids)
Cellular component (GO): cytoplasm; outer dense fiber; sperm fibrous sheath
Source: RefSeq, a predicted model, not a curated record